GCUUUCUCCUGCGCCCACGGAGCGUGGCCUGCUCCAUGAAGUGUUUGAAAGACUUCCUGCCCAGCUUGCCAAAGGAGUUUCUGCUGGUACCCCCCAGGAUGGAGGAGUUGCAGAGCGCCUGCCUCUUCCAUCCAAGGAGUGGGGUCUGCUGACCCAUCGAGAGCAAGCGGAGGCCCCUCUGCCUGCUAGGACAAUGAAGGAAGUCGUCUGCUGGUCACCCCAAACGGUGACAGACUGGCUGCUGGAGAAUGCCAUGCCCGAAUACUGUGAGCCCCUGGGCCAUUACACGGGCCGAGACUUGAUCAGCCUCACCCAGGAGGAUUUCACCAAGCCCCCGCUCUCCCGAGUCUCCUCCGACAAUGGGCAGCGGUUACUGGACAUGAUCGAGACCCUGAAAAUGGAGCACCACCUGGAGGCUCACAAGAACGGGCAUGCCAACGGGCACCUUUGCAUCAUUGCCGACGGCCCGUUGCCCGACAGCAAGGCCAAACACAACGGCGUACCCAACGGCUACCAGGGAGGGUUGGAAAUGAUCAAAAUCCCCAUGCCUGAACCCGAGCGCUCCCAGUACCCCCGGGAGUGGGGCAAGACUCUGCUGGCCUUCCUCUAUGCCCUGUGCUGCUUCGUGCUCACUACAGUGACCAUCUCGUUCGUCCACGAGCGAGUGCCUCCCAAGGAGACGCAAGCACCCCUGCCAGACACCUUUUUUGACCAUUUUAACCGGGUGCAGUGGGCCUUUUCUAUUUGUGAAAUCAACGGUUUGGUUCUUGUGGGCCUCUGGUUCAUUCAGUGGCUGCUCUUAAAAUACAAGUCCAUCAUUAGCCGAAGAUUUUUCUUCUUAGUUGGCACGCUGUACCUGUACCGGUGUGUCACCAUGUAUGUAACCACCCUCCCAGUGCCCAGCAUGCAUUUCAACUGUUCUCCGAAGCUUUUCGGAGACUGGGAAGCUCAUCUGCGGAGGAUCAUGAAGAUGAUAGCUGGGGGUGGCCUGUCUAUCACAGGCGCCCAUAAAAUGUGUGGAGACUAUCUGUACAGUGGCCAUACAGUCAUGUUAACCCUGACUUACUUAUUUAUCAAAGAGUAUUCCCCUCGGCGACUGUGGUGGUACCAUUGGUUCUGCUGGGUUCUCAGCUUCUCCGGGGUCUUCUGUAUCCUCCUGGCACAUGAACACUACACUGUGGAUGUCGUGGUGGCCUACUACAUCACUACCAGACUUUUCUGGUGGUAUCACACGAUGGCUAAUCAGCAAGUGCUAAAAGAAGCUUCCCAAAUGAACCUCCUGGCAAGAGUGUGGUGGUAUAAGCCCUUCCAGUACUUUGAAAAGAAUGUCCAAGGAAUUGUACCUCGAUCUUAUCACUGGCCUUUCCCCUGGCCUGUGGUCCACCUCAGUAGACAAGUGAAAUACAGUCGUUUGGUCAAUGAUACAUGAGGAGCUGUCCAAAGUACUUAGGACUCCACGAGAGAAAUCGCCAUAAAAUCUAGCCUCCCUAAUCCUUUGAUCUUUCAACAGUUACCUUGACUUAACCUAGUGAGUUACCUGGUCAGCACUGUGAUCUUUCUUUUUCUCUCCAAAGGACCUGCGUUGGACAACAAUAAAGAGAACUUAACUUAUCA
Messenger RNA from Phascolarctos cinereus (koala), 1614 nucleotides. It is a transcript of the gene SGMS1, whose product is annotated as sphingomyelin synthase 1. The record is from RefSeq and is a predicted model, not a curated record. Gene Ontology annotation, molecular function: ceramide cholinephosphotransferase activity; sphingomyelin synthase activity; protein binding. Gene Ontology annotation, biological process: ceramide biosynthetic process; sphingomyelin biosynthetic process. NCBI's taxonomy places the organism in Eukaryota, Metazoa, Chordata, Mammalia, Diprotodontia, Phascolarctidae. Gene Ontology annotation, cellular component: Golgi membrane; plasma membrane; endoplasmic reticulum membrane.